Spinacia oleracea (spinach) is the source of this 6683-nucleotide messenger RNA. RefSeq lists its product as uncharacterized. The coding region runs from base 2263 to 2943 and encodes 226 amino acids. The transcript has a single exon. Gene Ontology annotation, molecular function: polysaccharide binding. NCBI's taxonomy places the organism in Eukaryota, Viridiplantae, Streptophyta, Magnoliopsida, Caryophyllales, Amaranthaceae. The record is from RefSeq and is a predicted model, not a curated record.
GUCACUCUUUUUCCUUGUUUGUUUUUACUGCAUUUGAUCGAUUUUUGUGAGAGUUUUUUUUUUGUUUGUUUAAAAUGGGAGUUUAUUCAAGCGUCUUGAGUAAAUACCCUGUAUUACUACAAGUAAUUAAAUACUCUCUCUCUCUCUUCUUUCAUACUCGCACUAUUUUGACUUUUUGCACUAUUAUCAUAAUUCACUUUAACCCGAUUUUAUUUUUAGUGUAUGAAAAUAAAUGUUAGUAUAUAAUAUAUUGUUAGUUUCAUCUUAAUAUAUAUUUUCAAAAGAUUAAUAUUUUUAUAAGUUUUUAUAAUAUGUAGUUAAAGAUAUUGAUGGUCAAAGUUGUAUAUUGACAAGUGUGUCCAGUCAAAACGGUGCGAGUUUUCAUUAAUAGACGGUGCGAGUAACUAUUAAGAGAUUGUCCCAAUAUAUUUUUAAAUCUGUUCUUUUAACUUUUUUCAAUGCCAUGUCUAAUGUUCCAAUACUUCGUACUAAUAAGGGUAUUGUUUAGGAUUAUAAGGAAGUUCGAUUGUUAAACUUGUGAAAUUUAUGAAAUGACCACUAUUCUAGAUCAACUUAAUAUAAAUCGUAGCAUCCUAGCAUGUGAUUAUGAAACUAAUAGAGGAAGAACUAAUUACUACUCAAUUACUCACGUACUCCCUAAGGGAGUGUUUGGUAAGUUCACUGGAAAUGGAAUGGAAAGGAUUUUGAUAAGAAGGGGAAAUGGUAAUAAAAAAUGUUACCUUAAAUGAUUGUUUGGUAUUAUAAUGGAAUGGAAACAAUUAUAAUACAUUCCCUUUCUUUUUGUUUGGAAUGAUUAGUAAAGGAAUGGAAAGGAAACACUACUUUCAUUUAUUAUGCAUAUUUCUUUCAAUUGAAAAAAAAGGAAAAAGAAAAAUGAAAACAUUGGUACUGUUAAUCACAAGAUUCCUCCACUUACAAUUCUCUCUCAUCCAUUUCACACGUCUCUCUCCUCUAACUACAAGCAAACUCUUUUUUAUUUUUAUUUUCUCUUCAAUUAAUUCUGUCUUUUUCGUCUUCUUUGAUCUUUUUCUUUUUUCUUUUAUUCAUCAUCAAAAUGACAAAAUCAUCAGACCAUCAAAACUCAAAAUCAUUACAGCAGAUCAUCAAAAACAGAUCAUGGCUCACGAAGUCAUCAGCUAUUACCAUCAUCCAUCAUCACAACCGUUAAUCAUCAUCAUCCACCAUCAACAUCAAAUCGCGACCAUCAAUCGUCAUGUUCAAUCAUCAUGAAAACAAACAGAUCAAUCUCAAAUAACCCAGAAAUCCGUUGAUGUUAAUGAUGAUGUUGGUGGAUGAUGAUGAUCAAAUGCUGCAACCCUUGAACCGUUUCAAUUGAUCAUGAUGUUGAUGGUGGAUGAUGAUGAUCAAAGGUUGAUGAUAAAUGGUCAUGAAGAUAGAUGAAUGACAGGUUGAUGAGUGUUUGAGCCAAUGGAGACGGUUUUUGUUUCCUUGGGUUUUUGAGCAGAAACAAAAUGGGGGGAUGUGUUACCGUCAAGAAACGGUAAUUGUUACUUCCCAUCACUGACCAAACAAAAAGUAACGACAAUUGUUACUCGUUUCCGUUUCUUGCGCUAAAAAAUGUCAUACCAAACACCCCCUAAAUCCGUAAUAGGAGUAAAGUGGUGUAGAUUGUGGAACCACAAAAAUAGUGGCUAUAUAACUAUAUAGUGGUUUCAGUAGCAAUAGGUGGAACGGAAUAGUCUAUCAAUGUGUUAUAUCUUUGAAUUAUUGCGGUACAUUGCGAAGGACUAUGAGAGUAUGAGGGGUAAACAAUAUGAAGUAACUUUUUUGGAGUGCGUUCUAUUCACCUACCUUCAUUUAUUUUUUCUAAACUUAUCUUAUCUGAACUUCUUUAAGUUCAUCAAACUCAUUUUAGUUAUAAGUUGUAUUUAGGUAACCUUAUUUUUUCCGAAACUUAUAUUAUCUGAAUUUAGUAGAACUUUUUUUCCCUGAAAUGAGAUGAACAAAACGAUAGUUGAAACAUGAGUACAAGAUGUUGAAAACUCGAAUAAACGUAUUGAGAUGGGACUAAUGCUUAUCCAAGAAAAUGACUUGUACAUAGACUAAUCACCCUUGACAAAAUACACCAAAACUACUACCACCAAUUAGAUAACCAGAAUUCCAUAACCCAAUCUCACUUCCUUGCGCAAUUUUUGAGUUCAGAACUCAGAAUGCAUAAGGUACAACCCUAUAGAACCGAUUUUGUGCAAAUAAGGUAGUAAAAGUAGACAAAAUUUCAAUAUGCAUGGAAUUCCGUUACUUUUCUCUAUCCUCACCCUCAACCUCCUCUUCACACAACACCUACAAGCAGUUGAACUCUGUUCUCCCUUCUAUUGCAACCAAAACGUAAAUGACCCGAUCCAAUUCCCAUUUUGGGUACCCGAAAACCAAACCGCCAGGUGCGGGUUCCCCUGGUUUGGCCUCACUUGCAACUCCGACGGUCAGACACUCUUUCCUCUAGGUGACGCCGGUCACCUUAUUGUUGGGGAAAUAUCAUACCUGGACCAAAUCCUCUUGUUAUCCGACCCGAAUCGCUGCAUCCCUAAACGGGUCCUUGAAUUAAACCAUAGGUGGCCAGACUCUUUCAGGUUCUACCCUUACGGAUCACCUUACACUUUCCUUAACUGCUCUAGAACGAAUGGGACGACGCUGGACAUGAGCAUGUUUCCCGGGGAUACUUCAGUAGUUUCGUGUAUGAGUGGCGGGAAUUACACGGUGGUGGCCGCGUUCGGUCGCGCGGCCGAGGAGAAGAUGUUGGAGAGAGAAGGGGAGUGGAAAUGUGAGAUGAUCGACAGGGUAAACGCUGCGUUUUGGUGGCCUGAGAAGCAAUACGGGUACGGGUACGAUUAUAGGAACGGGUAUUAUCCCAUGGAUUUGAGUAAUGUGUAUCUGCAAGGAUCGAACACCAGACCUCUUUGUUAAAAGUUCAACGUCCAACCAUCUUAACCAACCUACAACUUGUGUUAUAUAUUCUAUAUAAAUAUUUAUGAUCUUUUUACAAUAAACAACAAAUUGAAUAGAAGUGAAUGCAAAAAAGGGAAUGAUUAUUCAAUUUAUAAAUGUACAAUUAUUACUUUUCUAGAUUAAGCCUAAAAAAAAAAAACUCAGGGUAAUAGAACGUAAUAACGAGUAAGUGGUUGAAUAUUUAUAGAACAUAUUACAUGCAUUCGGGGUAAUAAAGCGUGGAGUUUCAGCUUGGAAGGUUAUUAAUCGGCAACUAAUCUUGUGUGUAACCCCAUAAUUCUAUGACGACCUAUCAUAUACAUGGACACAUAUUUACAACAAAUAAAUCUGAAUAAAAGUCAAAAUCCGGGGCAACGCCCGGGACACACUAAUUUUAUCUGAAAUAAAUCAAACAGAACAAAACCUUGGAGAGGGACCAAUUAUUACAAUGUUUUAAACCAAAAAGUGGUUGGUUGUGGUGGUUUCCGUAUCAUCUUGAUUCUUUAUUUUAGUCUUUUAGAAUUAGUGCUAUCAAAGUAUCAAUAGGUGGAACAGAAUAGCAUAUAAGGGCACUUUAUCUUUAAAUUGUUGUGGCAUUAACUAGACGAACGUGUAAACCUAAAAAAGUUGCUAUACAUGCCCACUUUGCGACAUUAACUUAGCUCGAGACUCGAGUCGGAAUCCAGAGGGUUCAAUGUUCAUACUAACUUUCAGAUGGUUUUUUACUGUUUGAUAUGAGGAAUAGGGCCGGGAGUAGGGAUCUCUUAAUUAGUCUUACAGUCUUAUUCGAGAUCUUGAGCAAUUGGGUUCAUGUUAGCUAAAAAAAUACUCACUCCGUCUCUUAAUACUUACUCCGUCCCUUAAUACUCAACCUGUUUUGACCGGACACGCUUGCUAAUGCGCAAGUUUGACCAUCAAUUUCUUUAACUACAUAUUAUAAAAACUUAUAAAAAUAUAAAUAUUUUGAAAAUAUAUAUUAAGAUGAAGCCAACAAUAUAUUAUGCUAACAUUUGUUUUCAUAUACUAUAAAUAAAAUAGGGUCAAAGUAAAUUAUGUGAAUAGUGCAAAAAGUCAAAUCAGGUCGAGUAUUAAGGGACAGAGAUAGUAUUUCACUAACACCACAAAUUGUUUGACCAGACUCUAGCAAGCUAGACCGAUCACCCCAUUCAAGUACUUAUGGACCGUUUCUUUAUAUUAUUCCCUUUGUUCCCAAAUAAACUGUAUACCUUCUAGGUCAAUAAAAAAGCCAUUUCUUUAUGAGCUUGCAAGUCAAAGUGACUUCAUUUAGGGGGUGGAGUAUAAACUAUGCUUUGUCCAAGUUAACGGGCUAGCUUUGACUCUGAAGUUACGUUAUGAAUAAUGAUCAUUAUAUGUUAGUGAAAACUUUAGAAUGAUAAUUAUUUAGUGAUUGUUUGAUUAGCGUGAUACUGAAUAAAAAGUGAAAAUUCCUAGAAAGUGCGAGAGUGUAGACUGCUAAGACUGUAGAGUUGUUUUGGUUGGUGAAAUCAUGUGAAAUUCCACUUAUCAUACGUAGUCGUAGGAAAUAUGUAUGUUUCUGUUCACAUGAAUACAUGAUGCAUAGAGCAAUACCAACUCUCAUGUUGUUUUCAAAAGUCAUCUACAAUCUUCCGGGUUUCUUUAAAAAACAGCAACGAACUCUUUGAAUAUGAAAAACAAAGACUAAAAGUCAAAUUUUUAUGGUGGUGUUGUCAAUUUUGGCGUUUGCAAUGGGCCAUUUUCCCUAAUUGGCGUUUGCCAAAAUACAAAUUUGUUUUUAACUCUUACUCUGUAAGUCUGUAGACUCUAGUAUUACGAUUGUUAAAAAUGGCUAAAUCAUUUAUCCAAAUCAGGAAAAAGUAGUUUAUGUAUUUCCAUUAGGUGUUUCGUGUGAAAUUGAUAUGUUUUGAUAUUGCGAAUCUUUCUAAAACGAAGUUAAGUUUUCAUACAUGCUACUUCUACGUAGUACAUACUCUUCUACUUCUACGUAGUACAUACUCUGUGGCUGAUUUUUUUUUUUUUGGAUGUUUCACAAUGCUGGAUCAUUUUCCUUUAUAGUAACUUUUUUGGGAAAAAUGUCGUAAUUACCCUUUCUUCCCCGUUUAUAAAACAUUUUUUCUUUUUAACAUUUCCCCCUCUCUAAUCACAUGGGCAAAACUAUGCAACUUCAAUCACCUACCCACUUUAUUGGUUAUUGUGCAAAAAGAAACUACGCAAAUAUGGUAAAAUAAAGGUCAUAUUAAUUUCAGAUUGUGAAUGAGUAUAGUGACAUGGCCUUGAUUAUAGAAAUUCAUUGUUAGGUUAGCAACCUUUAAAUUUUGAAACAAAAAAGGAAUAUGAACUUAUCUUGGUAGGUUUUGAGAUGUGGACAUGUCAACUAAUGUGCUCUAGUAAAAUGAGUUUCACUUCACUUGUAUGUCACGGUAGGUCGGCUGAGGAGGUUUUCUUUCUGUAUUAAACGUUUUAAUUGGUGUCAUUUUGCUUUCUUAUGUGUCAUGAACUCAUGACUCACUGAAAUUGACAUCUACUUCUUGGCUCUUACCAUGUAUGGAGUAUAGAAAUGAGUAUCUAUGGAGUACAAGUGUAAAACUCUUAAUUAGAAACUCAUUGCUCCUUUUAAGUGUACGCUUAUGUUGAGGGUCGAAAGCUAUGUGAGGAUGUGUACGCAGUACGCUUCUUAUAGUGUCCAUGUUGAAGUCGAAACAUAUGCGAUGUCCCCUUACAUGCUUGUUAUAGGCAUUGAUUUUGCCACUCCAAAAGUUGGUUUCGUCACUCUUGUGACUACUUGUGACUUGUGAGAGUCAAAUUUUGUGCGAUACUCACAAGCCACAACGGCCCGGCCCACCAGACAUACCAAAAUAAAUGACUGUAAAAAUCAGAUUCUUCUGCGUGGGGAACUGAUUUUGGCACACCUUUAUGUCAGGACAACACAAUUUCACGUGCUUUCAAAGUAGGUGUGCCAAAAUCACUUUUUAGUGUGCCGAAACCCCUCUGUGUGCCUGUCUCUUUUCUAGUUUUCUUACAUUACAUGUCUUUUUACACAACUCACACCCAUUACGCAUUUUUUGACCUUUUAGAGUUGUAAAUUUGUAGGGUAGUAAUGGUAGCCAAAGGUCAUGGAGAGGGGUCAAUUCUAGACAAGCCUUUUGGAUUUUUGGAUUGUGGAUGUAGGGCAUUGGGCUUUAUAAGUUAGUACCUCUUUCUAAUUUAGGAAAGUCCAGGGUCCCGGACUUGUGCCCUGAUGUGAGACUAUUACCUGUAACUUACCAUGUACUCUGUCCGUUCCAAAACAAACUUCAUACUUGGGAACGACACGUUACACAUGUAGACUAGUUAGUUGCUAAGUGAGGAGUAAAAAAAUUGGAGUGUGUAGAAACAAGCUAUAUUACCUGGACUCCGAUAUCCAUAUCGGAUACGGGUAAGUGUCCAAGUGUCCGACACGACUAUUUUGUGAAAAAAUUGCAUGAUUUUGGUCCAAUAUGAAGUGUCGCAGUGUUCAUACCCAUAUCUAAGUGUCGAGAAUCUGACACGGACGUGGGUAUUUGUGGUGAAAUAAGAGUCCGAGUAACAUAGGAAACCGGGGGAAAAAGUGUUGUGUACAAGUUUGAAGCUGUUUCCGGGGGCACAGUUUCUGUUACAACAAUAAUUCUACUAACUGAGAUAACUCAAUAAUUAAAGCCUCAAGAACUAUGCUCUUAACUCUUAACCAUUCAUUUACAUGU